ACUCAAAUUUGUUCUCUACCUCAAGGUUACUGACGGAGCUAGCUAUGAGAUGAAUUGGUGGAAUUCAUUGGAGAAAGCAGGCAACAUUUCAAAAUUUGCGAUCACAGCCUUGAAAAGUGCCCAACAAAAAAUAGAUGAAGUUCUCGAUAUCACGGAUGAAGCUACUAAUCAAAACGCACUGCCUACGCUAUUCGAAUAUUCAACUAGACAAGUUGACGCAACGGAAACAUUAGUAUCGUUUAAACUAAAUGAAUCAAGUCGUUGUGAACCGAAACCGAUGUUCCAUUGUCAAAAAUAAAUAAAGAUGUACCCUUUUGGCGGUAUAAAAUUACAGUUCGGUGGCGUAGGAGAUUAACUGUGAGAAAAGUCGUUAACAUUGAAGAUUAAUAUAAUUACAGAGAAAUCUGAGUGUGAAGUAGGCAGCGAUUGUGGAGAUUUGGAGAGAUCUUGUUCAACAAGUUUGAGAAGUCAUCACUCACCUCUUAUGGAUUCUCUGGAAAAAGUUGUUUACGACCAAUUAGACAAUUUCGCAUCCAGUGAUUCUGAUAAGGUGCUAACUGAUGAGAACACUAAAACUGAUGAGUUGUGGGAAAUAGAUUCUACAUUGGUUAAUGAUUGUUCUACUGUCACUGAACAAAAAACAUCACAGGAUUUAUGUGAAAAAAAGUGUGAUGCACCAAAAGUAACAAUUUCUUCGGAAUACAUUGCACAAGAAUCAGCUGUUGAUGUAAAUUCGCAAUUGUCAUCCCUAGAAAAGGAAUUGCAGUUAGUGAAUAAAUCAAUUCCCAAUAAAGAUAUAACCUCUUUGCAUCGUUCUUCAUCUGAUAUAGUACUACCACUCACUGCUCAACCAGUAUGUGCCGAUGACGAUUUUGAUACUAAUACCACUAGUUCGGAUAUUGAAGUAAUUUCGUGUUGUAAUUCUACAUAUGGUGGUGAAGUCCACGAGUUACAUUCUUCUAAUACACCUACUAUUAUGUCUCCUGUUAAAGAGCCACGUCUGUCAUCGGGAUUCAAUCAAAACUCACUUGUUUUGCAAAAAUAUUAUCUUAGAGGAUUUAGUGCUCCGAUUGUUUUAAACAAAUGUUCUAGUGGUCCUGAACAUCGUAGAUCUGUUAGUGUUUCGCAAGAUUUAUGUAUGGGUUUGCAAAAUACUAUUGACGAUGAUUUGACAUUUGCCUAUCAUGACCUCGCUAAGAAGUUCUCCGAUGUCAAACAUUUACUAAAUGUUCGUGAAGCAAAAAUUAUGCAACUUAGCCAUGAGAACAACGUACUACAGAAUUCAGUCUCAAUAUUGCAAGAGCAAUUAAAAACUACACUGACCACACAAGAAAUUGUCACUACUGAUGUGUCCAGUAUUACCUCAGAGUUUUCUCAACGUUUAUCAGAUACAGAGAAACGAUUACAGGUUGUUUGUCGUGAACGAGACCAAUUGAAAAAAAGUUUGUCGUCGGUGAAACAAAAAAUUCCGGUGAUCACACGUGCUGUAGGUGAUGAUAAACCUUUCGUAAAUAAUGAUAUAAAACGUGUAAAUGAAUUAGAGAAUGUAAUUUUGCAGAAAAAUGAAGAAAUUGAGAAUUUAUUAAAAGAAGGUCAUAAAUUAUCUGCUGAUCAGUUGAAGACAAAUAAUCUAUUAAAAAAGCUUCGUUCAGAACAGAAAAAAAGCAAGCAGACAGAAGCAUCACAUUUGAAACAAAUUGAACAAUUAACUGUUGAAGUUCAACGGCUGCGAAGCAGUUUAGAAAAUAAGGAAGAGAUACUUGGUAUUCAACUAACCAAUUCUACUAGACAAACGAAAGUGAUAAAUAAUUUGGAAGAACAACAGGAAAUUCUUAAGAUUCAAAUCAGUAAGAAUGAAAUUAAAAUAUCUGACCAAAAACAGGAGCUGGAGAUUCUCAUCAAUGAAAAUUCAGAGUUGAAAGAACAGUUGAAUCAAAUUCACUGUCAUUCACAAGCUGAAAGUCAAUGUGUCGAAGAUUUAGAAAAAGUAAAGGCUGAAUGUGAAACCUUAAAACAGAAACUGAACAGCAAUUCAAGAGAUUUACGUGCAUUUAAAACACAACAUGAAGAACAAGCGAUCAAAUGGAGAGAAGAAAUUCAGUAUUACCAGGGUUUAUUGUCUGAUGCCCAAUUGAAAAUUGAUCUAUUGAAUGAAACAACUACUACUGCAACGCAACCAAUCAUGAAACAAUUAGAAAUUCUUCAAUCUAAUUUCAAUAAUCAUGCAUUUGAAUGGGAAACAAAAGAAAGACAAUUGAAUAAAUUAUUAGCUGAAUAUAAACUUACAGCCGAUAAUGCUCAAACGUCUGAAGAAUCAUGGCGAAGUCAGCUUCAAAUAGCAGAGGAUAAUUUAGCAGUGGCUAGAUUAGAAUUGAAUUCCUUAAAGCAGAAAUAUGUUGAUUUGCAGAAAAUAUUUACAGCAGAACAAGAAAAAUCACAGGGUAGCAUGUUCGAUUUACAAGAAUUAACUGUCAAACUGGAAACAUCUAAAUCUGAAAUGAAUGAAUUUCUUUCUCGUAUAAGUGAAUUACAACAAACAUUGUUAUCUGAAGAGCAACGUUAUAAAGCAUUAGAAGCGGUGAAUAAUAAUUUAUGCUUACAACUAGAAGAAAUGAAAUUGGCAAAAGACCAACUUGUGGCAAAUAAGGUCAUCGAUCAACCAUUGAAUUCACAUUCAAUUGACAGAAAAUCUCCAUUCAACAAUGAAGUAGCCAGUAUUCCAAAAACAUUUCAAUUUCAGUCUGAUAUGGUCAAUCAAGCUUCUAUGGAAUAUUUUCAAUCUCAUCUACAUUUGCGCGAAGGUGAAUGUGCUCAUUUGAAACGUCAAAUUGAACAAUUAACAGCCACACAAGAGAAGUUAUUAACUGAAGUUGCUAAACAAACAGCUCGAGCUGAGAAAUACGAAAAGUUAGCAGGUGUAAAAUAUACAAACCAUGUAAAUAGAACUUUAUCACAAUCAGAUUCCUUUGCUCCUACUACAAAUAAUUACCAUAAUCAUAAUAUUGUCGAUGUAAUUGAUGACAAUGAUCCUACAAUGGAAUUACAACAACGUUAUGAAACUUUAUUGAUUUUAUGCGGUAAAUUAACGGAAGAAAAUAAUGAACUUAAAUUGGAUUUAGCUGAUGUUAAAGAAAUGUAUAGAGCGCAGAUUGACAUGCUUUUAAAAAGUCAAUAGUUCUAUCACCUCAGUUCGCUGAUUGUCUGUGAUAUUCAAUGAAUUAAAUGCAUAAUUUAAUGUUACUCCGUAAAUGAAUUUACACUGUUUCCAAGACGUGUUAUGUGUUAUCUUUUUUACAAAAAGCGAUGCACAAUGUAUGUGUUUGUAAAUUAACUUAUGAUUUCGGAAAGAACUAAGCGUAGUUCUAUGUUUGAUUCUACUAAACUUUUGUAUUCAGUUUCGCAGUGUUAUAAGUUAUAAUGAGAAUUUCUUCGUUUCUGUCAGUUUUAUUGUGAAUAGCGGUCAUGUUAUUUCCACUCUCUUUUUCUGUUAGUUUUUUAAAACUGUGUUUGAUUACUUUUUAAUUAUAACACUUUUUCGAGGAGACGUUUACAUUGAUUCAAACGCUUAAAACGUUGUAUUCCAAAAUCUACAUUAUUUUCGAAUAUUUAAUUUCUAUUUAUUCU
Molecule: messenger RNA, 3624 nt
Organism: Schistosoma intercalatum
Lineage: Eukaryota; Metazoa; Platyhelminthes; Trematoda; Strigeidida; Schistosomatidae
Source: the annotation of a GenBank genome assembly